GUUUUAAAUAAAGCUUUGGCAGAACGCGUGGGUGAUAAUUCUGGAAGCAGCGUCUGUUUUGCUGAAGUAGGACGACGCUCUUUAAAAGGAUCGUUUUGAACACACCGAGUUGAACUUAUUUUUGUAUCUCUAUUAAACAUUACGGGUAUCAAGUGAACCCCUGAAAACAUGGCAGAAAGCGACUGGGAUACCGUGACUGUCUUGAGGAAGAAGGGGCCGACUGCUGCCCAGGCCAAAUCCAAGCAGGCUAUCACGGCUGCUCAGAGGCGUGGGGAGGACAUUGAGACAACCAAGAAAUGGUCUGCAGGGCAAAACAAGCAGCAUCUUGUGACAAAGAACACAGCCAAACUGGACCGGGAAACAGAGGAGCUACACCAUGAUAGGAUUCCCCUGGAGGUGGGCAAGGUCAUCCAGCAAGGCAGACAGGACAAAGGCCUGACCCAGAAAGAUCUGGCCACUAAAAUUAAUGAGAAGCCUCAAGUCAUUGCAGACUAUGAGUGCGGGAGAGCAAUUCCCAACAACCAGGUCAUGGGCAAGAUAGAGAGAGCAAUUGGACUGAAACUACGUGGGAAGGAUAUUGGCAAACCCCUGGAGGCAAACCCCAAGAAGAAAUGAACACAAAGCCUCGAAAUCAGCCCCCCCUCACCCCAUAUUUCCUUAUAACUGAGACCUUAACCCCCUUUCCCCACACCACCUCUAAAACCCUCAAAAACUCUCCUCCUCUCUCCCCCUUCCCUUCCCCUACCUGGGCUGAUAUCACCUGUGUCCUGCCUGAGGACUUGGUGUUCCACUGCAUUACAGGCUGCAGACUAACAAGUCAUCUGAAAUCACUCUUUUUACCACGUAAUCAAAAGAAUGAUUGAAUGCAUUUUUCAACAUCACAAACUCGAAGUUCCAUGAAUUUCUUUUCAUCUACGCCUGCUUAGGCUUUGGCAUGAUAAAUUCAGCUUUUUGAUAGUGAUGUAAAAUCAUUUAAAGAAUGAAGUUUUUUUUCAUGACCAAACAAAUUAGUUUGACUGACUUAAAUUCAGAGCAUGAUGUUAAGCCAAAAGUGCUUGAUCGCAUCCUUUUCACACACUUAGGAUAGUGGGUGGAUGUCAUUAUGAUGUUGAAAUGUUUUAAUGCUGUGCUUUGUUUUGAUCUAAAAAUAAAGUUUGGCAGUCAUGGCA
Messenger RNA from Toxotes jaculatrix (banded archerfish), 1169 nucleotides. RefSeq names its product endothelial differentiation-related factor 1 (gene edf1). The coding region runs from base 169 to 615 and encodes 148 amino acids. The record is from RefSeq and is a predicted model, not a curated record. Lineage: Eukaryota; Metazoa; Chordata; Actinopteri; Toxotidae. Gene Ontology annotation, cellular component: nucleus. The transcript is spliced from 5 exons. Gene Ontology annotation, molecular function: DNA binding.